UGCAUGUUUACAAGUAAUUAGUGGCCUCUCAACUUCUCUCGAUUCACUUUGCAGCCCAACCCGAUUUUGGUCAAUUUUGAUGAGGCUUAGGCUCGUACUCAAGUCUAUAUCUGAUUGACAGUGAUGCUAGCACCGCUCACUCUCGUGCCGAACCGGCAGAAGCGAUCUGAGACAUCGAUAGCAUGUGUAUGUGAUGUCACAGCUAUUUUUAGCCGGUUCAAAGCAAGGCCAAGAGACUAUUUCGAGUUCCUGCGGAGCGGUGCUGGGAUAGACUUUAUUCCCGUUGUCACAGCUUUCUUACGUUCCGCCACUGCCUUUCUCUUUCACGUCCACUAGUGACGAUUCUCCUCUUCUUCCCUUUCAACCCUACGCACGAUGUACGGCCAAGCGCGGCCUGGGUCCGGGCCAGGGUACCCCACUCCCUAUCAGUCUUCGUCCCGCACUACCUCGUCAUCGAAUCUCCUUCCGCCGAAAGCGAGCGUCCCUCAGUCCGCAGCCAGCCGUCCGAGCUCGAUGCAAUCGCAUUUCGGCGCCUCGUCGCAAAGGAGCAGUCUGCUUAGUGGCUCCUCGGACACCCAUUCGAUGGCCGAGAAGUUUGACCUCGCAAGCGACCCAACAAUGUGGGCGACGGAUCUCCGUCCGGAGCCGGACGACGCGCUGCACAAUCCCGACCCCCGCCUCGAUCGCGGUCCUUCGCGCAACAUCUUCACCGGUCGGGGGAUGCAGAAUCUGGGGUGCCUGUUGAUUAUGGCAGCCUGCAUUGUCGCGCUCUUUCUAGGGUAUCCCCUGGUUUCACAUUUCGACAAGACGCGGCAGAAUCUGGCAGUUGCCACCACUGUCAAUGCGACAGGCCAGGUGGCAAGCAUGGGCAACUUCGGAUUGAUUGACUUGGAUACGCCGCAGGAUCUGCACAUGAUAUACGGGUACCAUGACCCGUCUCAGGAGCUCCAACUCGUGUUCAGCGAUGAGUUCAACCAAGACGGAAGGUCCUUUUAUCCCGGGGAUGAUCCGUACUGGGAGGCCGGUGACCUCCAUUAUUGGUCCACCGGGGAUCUCGAAUGGUAUGACCCGAAGGCCCUAACGACUAAAAACGGCUCGCUGCACAUCACGCUGUCUGAAGCGCCCGAUCCGACUAUCAAUCACGAUUUGAACUACACCAGUGGGAUGAUGACGACCUGGAACAAAUUCUGCUUUACCGGUGGUCUCAUCGUGACCAGUGUCCAGCUGCCAGGGUUUAACAACGUGUUCGGGUUGUGGCCCGCUGUUUGGACUAUGGGAAAUCUCGGGCGCGCUGGCUACGGCGCGACUCUGGAUGGGAUGUGGCCGUACAGUUAUGACGCAUGCGACGUUGGGACACUGCCCAACCAGACUCUCAACAACGCGCCUCUCUCGGCUACCAACACCGGAACCAACGACGGCGAACUGUCGUUCCUUCCCGGACAACGACUUUCAAGAUGCACGUGCUCCGGCGAAUCGCAUCCCGGCCCUCUGCACGAGGACGGGACGUACGUCGGCCGAUCCGCACCGGAAAUCGAUAUGUUCGAGGCCCAGAUUGCCGGAACGUCGCCGAACAACUUUGGAGCCGUUUCGCAGAGCGCACAGUGGGCUCCAUUCAAUGCCUAUUACGAAUGGUUCAACACAUCCGCUAAUCUAAUCAUCCCGGAUCCAACCAUCUCGCAACUGAACAGCUAUGCGGGUGGAAUCUUGCAGCAGGCCUCGUCUGUGGUUUCGGAAUCGAAUCAGAACUGCUACCAGCAAGUCGAUGACUGCUUUGCCGUGUAUGGCUUCCAAUACAGUCCAGGGUACGAUGAAGGGUACAUCACAUGGAUUGCGGACAACAAGAUCUCGUGGACCGCCAACGGCGGUGGCUUCGCUGCCGAUACCCGUGUCGAGAUUGGUCCUCGACCCAUCACAGAAGAACCCAUGUAUAUCAUCGUCAAUCUGGGCUUCUCGCACUCCUUUUCGUUCAUUGACUUCCAGAACCUCGUGUUCCCCGCGGUCAUGAAGAUCGACUACAUCCGGGUCUACCAGCCGCCGGACCAGAUCAACGUCGGGUGCGAUACCGCGGCGCGGCCGACGCAGGAUUACAUUAACACGUAUCUCGAGGCGUACACGAAUCCGAAUUUGACGACUUGGAAGGAUGAUUUCAAGCAGCCGGUGCCGAAGAAUAAUCUGACAUCUACGUGUUGAGGACAAUUUAGUCGCAUCUAGACAGCAUCUCGGACUCAUUUGUAUCGAUCUCACGCAUACUCACCUAGUUACAUACCCAAACGCAUCUUUGCAUAGACUGUAACAGUCGAUAUGUCAGCCUAAAUUAAAUGCCACUGGCCGAUUUCCGUGUGCUCUUUACCUGUGGA
Messenger RNA from Mycena citricolor, 2357 nucleotides. NCBI's taxonomy places the organism in Eukaryota, Fungi, Basidiomycota, Agaricomycetes, Agaricales, Mycenaceae. The record is from the annotation of a GenBank genome assembly.